AUGGACAAGCUGCGUAAGAACCGGUCUGUAGUCCGCGGCGCAACGACUCGACGGCUGUCAUCUGCAACCGACCUCCUGAAACAAGAGAUACCGUCUACCGAAGAGUUGCAGGUGGCCCUCGAUGACCUUUUGGACAAAGAUGCGACGCUUGCGGGCUUAAACGAAAAGAUUGCGGACCUCGUCGACGACGACAGUUACGAAGAGGAGGUCAGUACCGCCUUGGAUUACCACGAAAGGAUUCUUAGCUGCAUCAGCAGGAUUCGACUUCGCACGCGCUCCCGUUCCGACGCCACCCUCGCACAGGCCGCCGCCACCGUUUCGCUUCAAGACUCACCAGGGGAUCGUACCGAAUACGUUAUGAGUGGCGCGGCUCCGACCGCUCCAACCGUUCACGAUAAUCCUGCGCUUGGGAUGGUACCACGACCCUCGACGAAACGGGUUGCCCUUCCGAAGUUGCAGGUGCCCGUCUUUUCCGGAGACCUCCGUGAGUGGCAUGGAUUUUGGGAGCACUUUGAAGCCACAAUCCAUACAAAUCCAGACCUACCCGCAAUCGAAAAGUUCAAGUACCUACGAUCCUACUUGACCGGACAAGCGAAGCGCGCCGUGGAAUGGAUCAGGCUCACCGAGGACAAUUACGCCACUGCAGUCAAUGUCCUAACCCAGCGCUUCGGUCGUACGGACGCGCUUGUAGAUGAGCACAUCGACAGUCUGCUUGCAAUUACGCCGAUCCAGAACUCUUCACAGCUGGCCCGACUUCGCGAGCUCUACGAGCAUAUUCUCUUCCGUACUAGUUGCCUCGAGACCCUUGGCGUGUCCCCCGCAGAGUAUGCUGUUGUGCUGCAUAGGGUGCUCAUGCGAUCGUUGCCGGAGGAUAUAGCCGUGCUGUACCGUCAACGCAUGAAGGAGGAUGUUGCGGCUACUGAAGCUGCGGCGUCACGAGCGGCUACUGAUGCUGCUGCGUCCCGUGAACCUGCGGCGUCCCGAGCGGCGCAGGUUAAGAACAUUAUGCAAUUCUUACAAGUACAAGUUGAAAGCAGGGAGGACACACGUGCGGGUCGUGCAAGGCUUGCUUCGACCGUUCCUGGUACUAUGGAUCGUUCCUCCCAAGCUCCCGUAGCGUCGUCCACCUUACCGACAGCACUGGCUUUUGCCGCAUCGUCAUCGCAUCCUCGUCCCUCUUGUCCGCUCUGCAACUUGGCAAGUCACACUGUUCAGGAAUGCCAUCUUGCCAUCUCGACGGAUGACAAGAGAAGAAGAUUGACAGCCAACAACUGCUGUUUCAAGUGCGGCAAGCACGGCCACUUCGCUCGCAGCUGUCGCAGUGCUACUUGGUUGAGGUGCCGCCACUGUUCAAGACGUCACCUCUCUGUGCUAUGUGAUCUCUGGAAGAGAAACGGUGACGCCGCUACGGACCAGAUUCCCACUCAUGGAAGUGUGCUCAGCGCCUCGGCUGGUGAUGAGCAACCCGUCACAUCAGCCCCGGCCAGUAGCGACUCGCCAUCACCAACGCUACUUCAGACAGCAACGGUUUGGGCAGCUGGAGGUAACGAGCGCAUAAAGGUGCGUGUACUCUUCGAUACUGGGAGUCAGCGAACCUUCAUACGAAGGGACAUCUCCCUGAAGCUUGGCCUUCCCUGCAUCGACGAAGAGGAUCUAACCGUAUUCACCUUUGGGAAUUCGACACGCCCUCAGCGCUAUCAUUGCCGCAAGAUGAGGGUAGAGCUUCGCAGCCUGUUCGGCGACAAGUCCGUUGCGCUUGACGCGCUAGAAGUUCCAGAGGUCUGCACCGUGAGGAGCGCAGACAUUACUCCGGAGUUAAGAUCCAGUCUCCACACGAAAGAGAUGCAGCUCGCUCAUGAGCCGCUUAGCGGAGGUUUGGAUUCUGUGAUCAGCGUACUGAUUGGCUCGGACCUGUACUGGACCGUCGUUACCGGUUGCGUCGACCGUCUCAGCGAGCAUAUGUGCGCAGUAGAAACUGUAUUCGGUUGGACGGUGCAAGGCGCCUACUCCCGGAUUACCCAUCCUCUGUCUGCUAACGGCCACACCACUGCUCUCUUCCUUGCAUGUUCUGAGGGGUGGUGUACAGCGCAUCCGGCUGGUGACCCUUCCGAAAUGUGGAGGCUCGACGCUAUUGGUAUUUCAGACCCUGGGGAACCGCCCAGAGAAGAGCCAACGGCGGUGGUGCAGUUCCGUGACGCUAUCUACAAGGACAAAGGGCGUUAUGUCGUGCCCAUCAUGCUAAAGUCUCAAGGCCACUUGCCAAGCACGAAUCGGACAGUUGCAGAAACGCGGCUAAUGCGUCAGCUACAACGCUUCCUGACCCAACCCGAAGUACUUCAGGAGUACGACAGCGUCAUCAGGGAGUACCCGAAGGAAGGUCAUGCAGAGGAAGUGCCAACGAACGACGAUUCAAGGAUGGUAUACUAUCUUCCACAUCACGCAGUCGUACGUCGAGAAGCCGUCACCACGAAAGUUCGGGUCGUAUUCGAUGCGUCUUCUCAUGAGCUGGAGAGUCCUUCGCUCAACGAUGUACUGGACAAAGGAGUGAAGCUCGGGGCAGAGUUGUUGCAGCUUCUGUUGCAGUUCAGAUGCAGCCCAAUAGUCCUCACCGCCGACAUACGUAAAGCGUUCCUACAGAUCUGCAUCAGGCCGGACGAGCGGGAUCUUCUGCGCUUUCUCUGGUUUAACCAGUUACCCACUGAGGGACUGCCUACUCCCAGCAUCUGCGAGUGGCGAAUGACGAGAGUGCCUUUCGGGGCAUCUUCUAGCCCAUUCUUGCUUGCGGCUACGUUGCAGCACCACCUAGAGGAGUGGAAGAAAACAUACCCGAACAUCGCGGCUCGGCUGCAGAAAUCUUUUUACGUCGACGACUUAGUCAUCGGGGCUCACUCUCAGGCCGAAGCACUGGACAUCUACAGAACGGCGAGUGCAAUCCUUGCAGACGCCAGCAUGGAGCUCAGGAAGUGGUGCUCCAGCUCAUCUGUUCUCAACGAACGGUUUUACGCGGACGGGGUCUCGAUCGACAACGUCACCGGGCGCACGACUUCUUGCAAGGUUCUCGGUCUAGUGUGGGAUCGCGACGCUGACAGCGUCGUCAUAAGCACUCAGAAUGUGUCCUCGUACGUUGCGACGCAAUUGCCUACGAAACGGACAGUGCUACAGGCCUUCGCACGAAUCUAUGAUCCUCUUGGACUUAUCGCCCCAUUCGUCUUAAGGGCAAAACUGCUCUUCCAGAACCUAUGGAAACUGCACAAGGGCUGGGAUGACCCGCUAGAGAGAGAAACAGAAGAUCAAUGGACAGCAUGGACAUCGGAACUAGGCCUUCUCUCAUCAGUCAGGGUUCCACGUUGCGUCGUUCCAGUUCAAAGUGAAGAAGGAGCGAACGUCGAGUUGCACAUGUUCUGCGACGCAAGUCCGCAAGCAUAUGGUACGGUCGUGUAUGUUCGAUAUGCGCUUUCCAAUGGCCAGUACUCCGUACGUCUCCUGAUGAGCAAAUGCCGCGUUGCUCCCGUCAUGCCUGUGUCGUUGCCUCGACUGGAGCUGCUUGCUUGUUUACUCGCUGCCAGGCUCUGGGACUACGUCAGGCAGAUUCAAGAGUUUUCCAGCUACGUGGCUUGGUUUUGGACGGACUCCGCCAUUGCAUUACAGUGGAUCACUGGUGGCAACGACCGGCAAGAGACCUUCGUCAGGAACCGCUCGUCGGAAAUACGUCGGUUGACAGAGACGUCUACCUGGCAACACUGCCGAAGUCACGAUAAUCCGGCAGACCUAAUCACGCGCGGAGCACCAGCCUCGUUUGCCCAGCAGAAGUUAGCCUGGUGGUCGGGUCCGUCAUGGUUGUCGCUUCCGGAACCGAACUGGCCACCUAGGGCCGUGACUCCAAAAACCGACAACGGAAGCAAUGCUCACCUGACUGCCUGUCCGACAGCACCGGUGCCCUCGCCUAGUUCCGAACCCCUGCUCCAGGUUACGCACUACGAGCGCCUUCUCAGAAUACUGCGAAUUACAGCUUGGAUCAAAAGGUUUUUGUGGAACGCCGGGGUACGAGGAACACCCCUAUCAGGACCGCUCUCAGCGGCGGAACUGAAUGAUGCGGAGCUUUACUGGCUCAGGAACGUUCAAGCAGUAUCGUUUACGCGGGAAGUUGCCGCGUUGAAGUUGGGACGCGCAGUUCCGCGAGACUCCACGGUUCUAACUCUCCAGCCUUUCUUGGACCGUUAUGGACUACUUAGAGUAGGCGGUCGACUCCAGCAGCUCAACGAGCCAGAUGAGGUGAGACACCCAAUCAUGCUCCCAAGUGACCAUCGGUUCACCGAGCUCCUGAUCGAAGCUACACAUGUUCGCCUUGUUCAUGGUGGAGUGCAGCUUACACUGGUGGAGCUGCGCUCAAGGUUUUGGAUCUUGAAGGGACGACGGACCGUCAAGCGCGUCCUGAAUGCUUGUCUACCGUGUCGACACAGGAAGCUCCGUCCGGAGUCUGCCCCUGUCGCGCCACUACCAAGAGACCGGAUCACUGAGACUACGCCUUUUGCGGUUAGUGGAGUCGAUUUCUGUGGGCCGCUUUAUUGUAAAGCGCCAGGGGACACGUACUCCAAGGUAUACAUAUUGGUGUUCUCCUGUGCGGUAACUAGAGCGGUCCACCUGGAGCUCACAACGGACAUGACCGCACAAACGUUGCUACAAGCCUUCCGCCGUUUCGUAGCUCGGCGCGGGGUGCCGUCAACGGUAUAUUCAGACAACGCCAAGACGUUCCGGUGCUGCUCGAGGCUACUGCGCAGAGCAACAAACGAAGCCAUCCUAGACCACGCAAGUACUCAUCGCAUACACUGGAAGUUCAUUGCGGAAUGCGCCCCAUGGUGGGGAGGCUUCUGGGAACGCGUUAUUCGUACGAUAAAGGAGGCGCUUAGGCGUUCUCUAGGGCGUUCCAGUCUGAGCUAUGAAGAGCUAUUUACCGUAGUACUAGAGGUGGAAGCAGCAGUUAACAGUCGGCCCCUUACACCCCUCACUGACGACAUCGAAGACAGGGAGGUUUUGACUCCUUCACACUUCAUGUUGGGAAGAUGCGCAGUCAGGCUACCACCCAGAAUAGAGGUACCCGCAGCGAACUCUACUCCCGUCCACCUGCGACGCAGAUUUCAACUCAGACACACACUUUUAAAGCGAUUCUGGGUACGCUGGAAAAGGGAGUAUCUCCUCUUGCUCCGGUCAGGUCAUCACGCCGCACCAGCCCCAAGAUCCACUCUGCAGGUCGGAGAUGUCGUAGUGGUAGAGGACGACAAUUUACCUUCCCUAACUUGGAAAACUGGCCGCGUCGUCGAGUCUAUACCUGGGAAUGACGGUGUUGCGCGAUGCUUCUGGGUCCUCCUUCCGAGUGGACAGCGGAUCCGGCGCCCGAUACAGCGACUGUACCUUUUGGAGGCAGACGCAACCAGCGCCGCGGGGGAGGAUGUUGAAGAUCGGCUCACUGGAGGAGGAAGACGGGGGGACGGGGAAGCUCGCGCUGAGUAA
Ornithodoros turicata is the source of this 5508-nucleotide messenger RNA. RefSeq lists its product as uncharacterized. Lineage: Eukaryota; Metazoa; Arthropoda; Arachnida; Ixodida; Argasidae. Gene Ontology annotation, molecular function: zinc ion binding; nucleic acid binding. The record is from RefSeq and is a predicted model, not a curated record. The transcript has a single exon. Gene Ontology annotation, biological process: DNA integration. Bases 1 to 5508 code for a protein of 1835 amino acids.